Molecule: messenger RNA, 924 nt
Organism: Thyridium curvatum
Lineage: Eukaryota; Fungi; Ascomycota; Sordariomycetes; Thyridiales; Thyridiaceae
Exons: 2
Coding region: 1-924 (307 amino acids)
Biological process (GO): superoxide metabolic process
Molecular function (GO): metal ion binding; superoxide dismutase activity
Source: RefSeq, a predicted model, not a curated record
AUGCUUCGACCGAGAUUAAGGAUACCACGGGCGGCCGUGCCCGUCGCCGUGCGGCCAGCGGCCCGGAGGUCGAUGCACCACAUGCCGCCCCUGCCUCACGACUUCCGCGAGGGCGUCCCGGGGCUCCUGUCCGCCGAGGGCUUCGACAUGGCCUGGACGCAGCACAUGACGCUGAUGCUGGACAAGCUCAAUGCCAUGACGGCCGACACCGAGUACGCCCAAAAGGACAUCAAGCAGAUCGUCCUCUCGACCGCCCGCGAGCCCAAGGACGCGCCCCUCUUCAACCACGCCAGCAUGGCCCACAACAACCACUUCUUCUUCCGCAACCUGUCCCCCAAGCCCGUCGAGAUGCCCGCCGCCCUGCGCCGCGGGGUCGAGGACUCGUUCGGCAGCGUCGAGACCCUGCGCCGCGAGCUCCUCGUCACCGCCUCGGCCAUGUUCGGCCCCGGCUUCGUCUGGCUCGUCAAGGCCUCCGUCCCGGGCGCCGCCCACGACGCCAGCUUCCGCGUCCUGCCGACCUACCUCGCCGGCAGCCCGUACCCGGGCGCCCACUGGCGCCGCCAGGCCGUCGACAUGAACACGGUCGGCGCGUCGGCCGACGUCGAGGGCCAGGGCGCCGUGACGGACUACCUGCGGCGGCAGGUCGGCGCCAUCAGCGGCGGCGGCCGGGCCGGGGGAGCGGGAGCAGCAGCACAGCAGCAACAGAUGGACGACCAGAUGAGGCUCGCGCCGGGCGGCAUCCACCUGGUGCCGAUCCUGUGCCUCAACACGUGGGAGCACGUGUGGCUGCGCGACUACGGGCUCGGCGUCGGCGGGUACGGCGGCAAGAGGGCGUUUGUGGAGGCGUGGUGGGACGCCAUCGACUGGGAGGCGGUCGCGGGCCUGGCCAACAUCUCGAGGAAGUCUCUGCAGUACGGCUCGUAA